UUUCCAUAUGCAUGAGAAAUUUUAUAAAUAUUUGAUUUGUUAAUAUGAAUUGGAUCAUGCUUCUUGAUAACAUACAUGUUGAUUAUUAUCCUUGUUAUGAUAAAGCAUGAUCAAUUGUUGAAUCUGAAUUCUUCAUAUGAACCAGUAUAUAUUUUGGAUUGACUUAUAAAUUGAUAGCUCCUCAUUUGAUUGAUGUCAUGAGUUGAGCCUUGAGAUAUGAGUAUGUCUGUUUGAUUAUGAUUAUGAACCUUGUUGUUACCCAUUUUUAGGCUCCCACAAAAAAAAAAUUGAAAAUGAAAAAAUACAAAAAAUAUUCGAAAGAAAUCCAAAAAAUAAUAGGAGCGAGAGAAGGACUGGAAUGCUGAAAAAAAAAAAAAGAGGAAAAAAUUGGUUCAAAAGGUUCAAAAAUGCAAAAUGUUGAAAUUUAACAGUAUAUUUUUUAUUGAUAAGAGCCCUGUUGACAAAUAAAAUUCAAGUUGAGAAAAAAGUCUAAAAUCAGAUGUUUAUGGACUCAAUUAAAUUUUAUCUAAGGUUUAAUUGAAUUUAUGGAGGGUUUGAUUACAAGAAAAAAUUGAUUUUCAAGUCAACUUAAGCUUUUAUUGGAAGAAAUUAAAGUUUUGGGGUCUAAUUAUAAUUUUGAAGAGUUGAUUUAGUCAAAUCAUGCGCUUAAUUGCAUAAUUAUUGAAGUUUGGUGGUCAAUUAAGGACUUAAUUGAAACAAUCCAAAACCAAGGACUAAAUAAAAAAAAGGCGCUAAAAUCAAGGGGUCUAAUUACAAUUUUUCCGAGGGGCUUGAUUACAAAAUUACAAAAACAUCCAGGGACCAAAUCAGAAAUAUGCAUUUUGAAUUAGCAAACGGCGCCGUUUCAUUAAGAAUUGCGCGCACUGUUCAUGGUCUUCUUCAAAAGGAAAGAAACGGCUGGAAAUAAAGAGACAGGGAAGCGUUUUUGCAGAGAUAGCGGAGCUGUUUCAGGGGAGCAUGUCUCACGCGGCCAUUACCAUAUGCAUGCCAUAACGCACGAAUCCUCUGGCUAUAAAAGCCAGAAGAAGGAUCGAGCAGAGGAGGGGGAAAGGAGAAAGACGAGAACGACAGAAGGAAGAACGCAAUAGACAGGAAACAGAGGGAGAGAAGGAGAGAAAAAGAAGAAGAAGAAUGAGACAGUGAGGAGAUCGAGAGAGGAGAAAGAAGAAGAGUAAGGGAGAGCAGGGGAAACAGAAGCAAACCGAACGGAAGCAGAGGACACGUUGAAGCAGAGAACACAGCAUCUCCAUCACCGUCACCGCUCUAAAACCAGGUGCACAUUGUGUAUAUGGGAGAGAAGAGGCAUGAGGAUCCAGCAACAACCAAAAAAACUCACUAUGAAAUGCUGUCGACAUUGUUAGGCAGUAAGGAAGCAGCACAGAGUUCAAUUCUCUACAGCUAUAGGCAUGGCUUUUCUGGGUUCGCUGCAAGAAUUACAGAGUCUCAGGCGGCAGAAAUUGCAGAGUUUCCUGGUGUUGUUCAAGUAAUUCCAAAUGGGAUUCACAAGCUUCACACGACUAGAAGUUGGGAAUUCAUUGGUCUCAAACAUCAUUCUCCACAAAAUCUGUUAACACAAAGCAACAUGGGCCAAGGAACUAUCAUUGGUGUUAUUGAUUCAGGAGUGUGGCCAGAAUCCAAAAGUUUUCAUGAUGAAGGCAUGGGGCCAGUGCCAUCUCGUUGGAAAGGAACAUGUCAGCAGGGUGAGCACUUCAAGCCAUACAAUUGCAACAGAAAGAUCAUUGGGGCACGCUGGUUCGUAAAAGGAUUUCAGGAUCAAAUACAUUUCAACACAACUGAAAGCAGGGAAUUCAUGUCGCCGCGGGAUGGAGAUGGCCAUGGCACUCAUACAGCUUCUACAGCAGCUGGUAAUUUCGUUGCAAAAGCAAGCUAUAAAGGACUAGCUACAGGUUUAGCAAGAGGAGGAGCACCUCUUGCUCACUUAGCCAUUUAUAAGGUUUGUUGGAACAUUGAAGAUGGAGGAUGCACCGACGCAGAUAUUCUGAAAGCAUUUGACAAAGCCAUACAUGAUGGAGUAGAUAUCCUAUCUGUGUCUAUUGGCAAUGACAUUCCUUUGUUCUCUUAUGCCGAUAUGCGUAAUUCAAUUGCAAUUGGCUCCUUUCAUGCAACUUCAAAGGGAAUCACAGUAGUCUGUUCAGCAGGAAAUGAUGGCCCUAUCUCGCAGACAGUUGCGAAUACAGCACCUUGGCUCACCACUGUUGCAGCCUCUACAAUUGACAGGGCCUUUCCAACCGCUAUUAUACUUGGAAACAACAAAACCCUCAGGGGUCAAUCUAUUACUAUAGGUAAGCAUACUCACAGAUUUGCGGGCCUUACAUACUCUGAACGCAUAGCUUUGGAUCCAAUGGUUUCGAGCCAGGAUUGUCAGCCUGGAAGUCUAAAUCCAACAUUAGCGGCAGGAAAAAUCAUACUUUGUCUCUCAAAAUCAGAUACACAGGAUAUGUUUUCUGCUUCAGGAUCUGUGUUUCAAGCAGGAGGCGUUGGACUCAUAUAUGCGCAAUUUCACACUGAUGGGAUUGAGUUAUGCGAGUGGAUUCCAUGCGUCAAAGUAGAUUAUGAAGUAGGGACACAGAUACUUUCCUACAUUAGACAAGCUAGGUCUCCAACUGCAAAGCUGAGUUUUCCAAAGACUGUUGUUGGCAAAAGGGUAUCUCCUCGACUUGCUUCAUUCUCCUCCAGAGGACCAAGUUCAAUUACUCCAGAAGUUCUAAAGCCUGACAUAGCCGCACCGGGUGUGGACAUCUUAGCUGCAUAUACACCAGCCAACAAAGACCAAGGUGACUCGUAUGAAUUCCUAUCAGGAACUUCAAUGGCUUGUCCCCAUGUAUCAGGAAUUGUAGCUCUCAUUAAAUCCUUACAUCCAAAUUGGUCUCCUGCAGCCAUAAGAUCAGCUCUUGUCACAACUGCUUCCCAAACUGGAACAGAUGGAAUGAAAAUCUUUGAGGAGGGCUCAACAAGAAAGGAAGCAGACCCAUUUGACAUGGGUGGGGGACAUGUCAAUCCUGAAAAAGCAGCGUAUCCAGGCCUUGUUUAUGACACCACCACAGAGGAAUAUAUUCAAUACCUUUGCUCCAUAGGCUACAGUAGUUCAUCCAUUACCAGGUUAACCAAUACCAAAAUCAAUUGCGUGAAAAAGACCAAUACUAGACUUAACCUCAAUCUCCCUUCAAUCACCAUUCCAAACCUGAAAAAAAAAGUAACAGUGACAAGAAAAGUGACAAAUGUGGGAAAUGUUAAUUCAGUGUACAAAGCUAUAGUUCAGGCUCCAAUUGGCAUAAGCAUGGCAGUAGAGCCUAAAACUUUAAGUUUCAACAGGAUCAACAAAAUUCUGUCCUUCAGAGUUACCUUCUUGUCGAGUCAGAAAGUUCAGGGGGAAUAUAGAUUUGGGAGCCUAACAUGGACUGAUGGUGAGCAUUUUGUUAGGAGUCCAAUAUCUGUACGUGAUAGGGAGAUAUUAGAUUAUUGAUCCGUGCUACGCUAUGAGUUGGGUUAAAUUUUAUUUAAAUAAAAAAAAUCCAAAUGUUGCCAAUGUUUUAA
Messenger RNA from Populus trichocarpa (black cottonwood), 3576 nucleotides. RefSeq names its product subtilisin-like protease SBT3.3. NCBI's taxonomy places the organism in Eukaryota, Viridiplantae, Streptophyta, Magnoliopsida, Malpighiales, Salicaceae. Gene Ontology annotation, molecular function: serine-type endopeptidase activity. The record is from RefSeq and is a predicted model, not a curated record. Gene Ontology annotation, biological process: proteolysis. The coding region runs from base 1310 to 3505 and encodes 731 amino acids. The transcript has 10 exons.